Molecule: messenger RNA, 2294 nt
Organism: Lingula anatina
Lineage: Eukaryota; Metazoa; Brachiopoda; Lingulata; Lingulida; Lingulidae
Product: origin recognition complex subunit 3
Biological process (GO): DNA replication; DNA replication initiation
Cellular component (GO): DNA replication preinitiation complex; nuclear origin of replication recognition complex; nuclear pre-replicative complex
Molecular function (GO): DNA replication origin binding
Source: RefSeq, a predicted model, not a curated record
AUGAAGUAUUUUGCUUCAUUUCUAGGUCGUUACUUUGCUGAUGGGUUGAAGACCAAUACUGCUCAAGUUAGAUUUGACAUUUGUCAGACACUGUGGGAAGACAUUUCAACAGAUGUACAGAUUCUUCAGUCUGACCUCAACACGAAAAUAUUUGAUGACUUACUGUCAUUUUCAAAGUCGGCUCAUUUCAACUUUAAACUGUGCAAAGAAGGUGAUGGGACAUCAAGGCCAAUACAAGAGGUGCCAACUGCUGCUCUCAUCACAGGGGUGAAUAUGCCAGACCAUGAUUUAAUGUUUUCCAACCUGGUGUCCCUGCUGCAGGAGAGGGUGACCCCGUAUGUGGCCCUCCUCAGGUCUAAAGAUUGUGGCACAAUGAAGAAUAUUAUGGCAAAAAUGAUGGGACUUAUUCUAGGAACCAAAGACUUGUUUGAAGAAGAUGCUGAAGAGCAGUUGAAUGUGAAAAGGGUCCCUCCCACUCUCUCAGUACUUGCGUCCUGGUAUGCCAGCAAAACCACGUGUCCAUCCCCAUCGAAAAAAAAGAGGAUGUCAGGUGGUGAAGCAAGGAACUCUGGGGUUCUUUUCCCACCAAUUGUGAUAGUAAUGGAAGACUUGGAAGGUUUUCCAGCCCAUGUUGUUCAGGACUUUGUUAUUGCUUGCAGCAACCACCUUGCUGAGUUGCCAAUAGUCCUGGUGUUGGGUAUUGCUACAGCAGUGACUGCUGUACACAGAAUACUGCCCAGCACAGUGUCUGCCCUGCUGUGUAUUGAGAAGUUCCAGGCACCCCCAUCCACAGAGUAUCUUACUCAGGUCAUCAGUAAGGUUGUAAUGACUGCUAGGCACCACUUCAAGCUGGGCCCAAAGGUUUUUCGUCUCCUACUGGAUAUAUUCUUAUACCAUGAUUUUUCUGUUCUUAAUUACAUCAGGGGUCUUCAGUUUGCUUUGAUGGAUCAUUUCUAUGUGAACCCGCUGAGUGCAUUAUGCUGCAGCAAGGAGAAAGCAGAGGCCAAUCUACAUGCUUUGUCAGCCAAAGAGUUGGAAGAAAUUAGAAAAGCUGCAUCAUUUCGACUAUUUGUUGAGGGUCAGCCAGCCAAGGCACAGAAGCAGUUGUUAUUGGAUGACAAAUAUUUGAAAAGUGCAGUUACAGAGCUGCUAGCAGACUUGUAUGACUACCAUGCUGCUUACUUUCCUGUCCUUAGCUGUUUAUUUUGUUUUGUGAGAAAUUUGCCCAAACAUCCCUUUGGGAAACAGAUAAGAGAAUUAUAUGGAACAAAUCUAGGGACAUCUGUUUUUGAUUCAGAGGUAUACAAGGAUUCUUUUGCUCUAUUAAGGACCUUGUCACGAGAUGAGCUGUUAUCAAUACUAGGAAAAUGUAUAGAAAGUUUGUCUGAGACGGAUGUGCCCACAAAGCUUGACAGUGUAACAGCCAAGCUAAAAGAAUUUGUUCAAAAAUUUAAAGACAUAGAAGAUCUUCCUCAAGCAACUGUUGAAGCAGAUGCAGAAAGCAAUUCAGACUCACUUCCCAAAAGAAUGGAUAUGCAUACACUGAGAAAGACUCUCCUAGAAAAAAAGAAAAAGAAGCAAAGUGCGUAUACAAUAUUGAGACAUGAUGUUAUUAAUUAUGUUGAUAAAUUGUGCAGGCAAUACCUUAAAGCGCCAAAGCUUUACCCACUUUAUGAGAUAUUUUAUUAUGACAAUCUGGGUGAAAUUAGGAAGCACAUCAAUGGCUCCCCCAGAAUAGCAGUGCAGACUGCACUCAGCAAUCCAUACCACUAUCUCCAGAAUGAAUCUCUUCAUUGCGAAGCUGGUGCUAUCUCCCCAAGUCUUCCAGAUAUCUGUAUAGUAUACAAACUGCACCUGGAGUGUGGAAGGCUCAUUAAUCUCUAUGACUGGUUACAGGCUUUUGCCACAGUAAUACAAGGAGACACAGAUGAUGAUCAACCCAAACAACUCAAUAAGGAAAUACAAGCACGCUUCAUUCGUGCCGUCUCAGAGCUACAGUUUCUUGGCUUCAUCAAGCCAACUAAAAAGAAAACAGAUCAUGUUGCACGUCUGACUUGGGGAGGAUGCUGAAAUAUCGAUUGUGCCGUAGGUAACCAGAAGUCCAACCUUCCUGUUUGUCAGUGAAUACAUUUUUUCAUACUAGACUGGCUACAGUUGCAUUAUUUUAGCCUGUUGACAAUUUUUCAACAAAUGAAAAAGACAACAACAAAACAUAAUUCAUUUUUAAGUGGUCAAUCUUGAAUAGUUGUCAUGGAUGCUAUUUUAGACAUGCCAAUUUAAGCCUGGCAUGGUAG